Molecule: messenger RNA, 1506 nt
Organism: Onychostoma macrolepis
Lineage: Eukaryota; Metazoa; Chordata; Actinopteri; Cypriniformes; Cyprinidae
Gene: lztfl1
Product: leucine zipper transcription factor-like 1
Exons: 10
Coding region: 242-1138 (298 amino acids)
Biological process (GO): negative regulation of protein localization to cilium
Cellular component (GO): cytoplasm
Source: RefSeq, a predicted model, not a curated record
UCUCUAGUGUCGUUAGUAACGGAGUGACGCUGUUCCGUUUCCAAACGCGACCCAGAAGCACAACAAGGCUCUUCUCGCUAACGUUCAUUGCAAAUCUUACAGUCCUUCACAUCAUUCCCAGUCUAUUUUCAUGACAGUGCCUUUUCAUAUUCGAACCUUAUGUUAACGCUCUACAUUUAAUUCUGGUGACGUUUAUUUUUCUUCUUGCCACGUUAAAACUCUUCUGCAUCACCCUGCUGUAAUGGCUGAUUUUGGGUUUAAUGAGCAUCAUCAGAAUGAGGUUAUAAACUACAUGCGCUUUGCCCGCUCUAAACGGGCACUGAGACUAAAGACAAUCGACUCUUGCUUCCAAGACCUGAAAGACAGUAGGCUCAUGGAGGAGACAUAUACGGUGGAUGAGGUAUCUGACAUGCUGGACGGGCUGCAGGUGCUGGUGCGUGGAGAAGUGGAGAUGGAACUCAUAAACACAGCUCACACUAAUGUGCUGCUCCUGCGACAACUCUUUUCCCAGGCAGAGAAAUUCUACCUAAGAUUGCAAACAGACAUUUCUGAGCUGGAAAACAGAGAAUUACUGGAGCAAGUAGCUGAGUUUGAGAAGACUGAUUUCAAAGCCAACAGCAAGGUAAAUCAGGAGUCUAGUAAGCCAAAAUUAGCACCACUGAAUGAAGGAGGUGUGUCUGAACUACUCCAGAAGGAGAUUUCCAGACUACAAGAGGACAAUGACAAACUGAAAGCUAGACUCAGAACUUUGGAAUCUCAGGCCAUGAGUGCUCUGGAUGACAAGUCAAAAGCUGAGAGAGCCUUGAAAGACCUUCGGAAGAGCCAAGGAGAUCAACAGUCUGCAAUACAUGCUCAGGAGAUCACAAAUCUGGAAGGCACAGUUGCAGCGAUGCAGGCUGACUUUGAAAAGACCCUGAAUGCCAACGUUGCUUCUCAGAAAGACCUGCAGGACUGCCUGGUAUCUGCUAAACAUGACCUGCUCCGUGUCCAGGAGCAACUUUCACUUGCUGAGAAGGAACUGGAGAAGAAAUUUCAGCAGACGGCUGCUUACCGCAACAUGAAGGAGAUUCUCACUAAAAAGAAUGAACAGAUUAAAGAUCUGAGAAAGAGAUUACAAAGGUAUGAAUCAGAUGAGUGAAUUUUAACCCACAUGGACACACAUGAAGAGGUCAACAAAGAUUAUCACUACUGGAUCUGAUGUAUCAACUACAACUUGUUGUACGGUUUACAGUGGAUUAGAAAUAUUAUUUGGACAUUCACACUACAGUUACUUAGUUAUUCAUCACCUCUCUGUAUUUUUCACUAUUUACAGCUGGUUACCUGAAAGUACAUUUUUGCAAGUACCCUCAUAUAUUUGUGGGUUCACUUUGCUUAGGAGGAAAUUUAUUGCCCAUAGCUUUGCUCCCUUCUUUACAGGAAAGAAUACAGCUCAACACUCUUGUCAAACAUUGUUUCAAAGAACUACAUAUCUGUGCAUUAUAAUAAUAAUAAAUUAUUUCUGUUUUA